Messenger RNA from Eutrema salsugineum, 812 nucleotides. RefSeq lists its product as uncharacterized. The coding region runs from base 109 to 609 and encodes 166 amino acids. The transcript has a single exon. Lineage: Eukaryota; Viridiplantae; Streptophyta; Magnoliopsida; Brassicales; Brassicaceae. The record is from RefSeq and is a predicted model, not a curated record.
UUUCCUAUAAUUGUCACAGAGAAGUUAAAAAAAAAAAAAAAAGUAAAGGGAAGAAGAACGAUCGGGCGGCAAAUUCGCGAUCGUCUCGAUCCACCGUUGGAUCUCACGAUGUCACUCUCCGGCCUACACAACAAAUUCAAGCUUUUCGCGGCAAACCGUAGCUUGGAUAAAUCCGCCGCUUGUAAACCCUCAACGAGUCCGACGAAGAGCCCUGUAUUCAAUCUCCGGCGACGCAAAACCCUGCGGAUGUUGUUCGAAAAGAGCUCCGACUGUCGCAGACGCAAUCUCCGUCAGAUCCUCGAGGAAUCGCCGGAAUCGGAUUGUAAUUCCGGGAAAAAGAAGAGGGUAAACAAUCGUGCUAGGCGUAAAUUGAAAGAGCUGUUGGUCACAUCGCCAUCGCCGCCGUUCAAAGGUAGAGAAGAGAUAGACGACAGUGGAGAAGUGAGGAGCAGGAUUUCGCCGUUAAACGUCGGCUCCGUUACUUCUAACGGUGACGGGAGGGGAUUAACGGCUCGGCGAUUCGGUUCCUCCGGUUCGGUUCAAUCAUUUCGAUUCAGGAUUUUGAGAAAACCGUGGCGACCUGUCCUGCUUUCUAUUCCUGAACAAUAAAGUGAUAAACCUUUCCUUUUUUGUUCUUUUUCUCUGUUUUAUUUUCUUUUUAGUUAAAGACUCUGUUUGAUUUUCUUACAAAGAUAUCAAACAUUUAUGACAUCUACGACCAAAAAGAAAAGGAGAUCUUACAGGUUUAAAUUGUCAUAUUUGAUUAUUUUCCAUGUCCGUUUUUUGAUUCUUACUGCGAAUAUAAAUAAUAU